Messenger RNA from Nerophis lumbriciformis (worm pipefish), 555 nucleotides. The record is from RefSeq and is a predicted model, not a curated record. Lineage: Eukaryota; Metazoa; Chordata; Actinopteri; Syngnathiformes; Syngnathidae.
AUGCUGGACGUUGGCGUGGAGGAGACUGACGACGACACGCAGGCGCAAACAAGCAGCUGCAGCAGCACCAGUGAAGCAUUUGCCGAAAAGAGCCAACCUAUCAAGAGAACGCACCUGAACGACGAGGAGAAAGUUGAUAUACGAGAAGCCUUUGAGCUGUUCGACAGCGACAAAGACGACCAAAUAGACUACCACGAGUUGAAGAUGGCGAUGCGAGCGCUAGGCUUCGAGGUGAAGAAGGCCGAAGUCAUGCACAUCCUGGAGGACUACGACACGUACGAUACUGGCAAAAUCGCUUUUGAGGACUUCAACCAUGUUAUGAGCGAGCUGAUCCUGGAUCGCGACCCCAAGGAGGAGAUCAUGAAGGCCUUUCGCCUUUUCGACGACGACGAGUCGGGCGCCAUCGGCCUGAGGAAGCUCAAGCGCGUGGCCAGGGAACUUGGAGUAAACAGCAGCGAUGAAGAACUGCGCAGCAUGAUCCACGCCUUCGACACAGACGGUGACGGCGAAAUCAACCAGGAGGAGUUCCUGUCCAUCAUGCACGGGGCUGACUGA